Pantherophis guttatus is the source of this 1057-nucleotide messenger RNA. RefSeq names its product ras-related protein Rab-10-like. NCBI's taxonomy places the organism in Eukaryota, Metazoa, Chordata, Lepidosauria, Squamata, Colubridae. The record is from RefSeq and is a predicted model, not a curated record. Gene Ontology annotation, molecular function: GTPase activity; GTP binding.
AGCGGAGCCCAGCGACGGAAGAGGAGCAGUAACCGGCGACACGGGGUCGACGCUUUGGGCGCCAAUCGCGCCACGCCAUAAGGAAGACCUCCUCUCCAGCCACUCCGGGCUAAGCCAACUUUCGACGCCUGCUUAUUGCUGGUGGGCCAUGGCUGAGGGGACAGGCUGUGAGGCGCCCAAAGCGUGCUUGGCCAAGAUAGUGAUGGUGGGUGACUCCUUCGUGGGGAAAACCUCGAUCCUGAGGCGAUACACCGACUUUUGCACCACCGCCUGCGCGCCGUCUUCCUAUAUCACCACCGUCGGCAUUGAUUUUAAAGUGAAAACAAUUUCAUGUAAUAAUACAACUAUGAAACUUCAAAUAUGGGAUACAGCUGGCCAGGAAAGAUUUCAUACAUUUACUACUAGUUUUUUCCGAGGAGCACAUGGAUUUGUUCUUGUUUAUGAUAUCACAGAUGGAAAAAGCUUUCAAGGAAUUUCAUACUGGAUGAAAGAUAUAUAUGAGAAAGUAGGUGAAAAUACAGACAUAAUACUGCUGGGUAACAAGUGCGAUAAGGAGGCAGAACGUAUUAUUUCAAAAAACAAAGGAGAAAAGCUUGCUUGGGAAUAUGGAAUACCUUUCUUUGAGACCAGUGCAAAGAAUAAUAUAAAUAUUGAAAAUGCAUUUUCAGUUCUCGCCGAAGAAAUAUUGAACAAGAAUUCCUGUGUAUUACUCAACUUAGAUGUGGUGGACCUAAAUGAAAAACUACAAACAAGAUCUUGCUGCAAAUUGUGACUGUACAAAGAAAGAGAAAGCUACUAGUACUGGUGACUUGUAUAUAUCAAAGCCUUGAAUCCCUAACAUAUAAAAUUUCUCAGUUAUACUGAUACUAACAAACGAACAGAUUCUUUAUCCAUUGACAUUUUAUGUAAUUGCUGUUGCAAGCCAAACAUUAGAUUUACGUUAUGUAUCAUGACUGUAAAAGUUAUUCAGAAUGGAAGAGUAAAAAAAAAUACAAACUAUCUUUGAAUGUUGGCCAUCAUAGCUUAUUUAUACAAUAAACCUAAAAGGUAAACAUGA